GCCCAUUCGGCCCGAGCUGAUCUAGGCUUCUCCUCCGGAGCCUGCUCGCUGCUGCGGCUGCGCCUCCCCGUCCGCCGUGUCACCGCCGCCGCCAUGCCCGGAGGACUGCUUCUCGGGGACGAAGCCCCCAACUUUGAGGCCGACACCACCAUCGGCCGCAUCCGCUUCCACGAUUACCUGGGAGACUCAUGGGGCAUUCUCUUUUCCCACCCACGGGACUUUACCCCAGUGUGCACCACAGAGCUUGGCAGAGCUGCAAAGCUGGCGCCAGAGUUUGCCAAGAGGAAUGUUAAGUUGAUUGCUCUUUCAAUAGACAGUGUUGAGGACCAUUUUGCCUGGACCAAGGACAUCAAUGCUUACAAUGGCAACGAUCCCACAGAGAAGUUUCCAUUUCCCAUCAUCGAUGAUAAGAACAGGGACAUUGCUAUCCUUCUAGGCAUGUUGGAUCCAGCUGAGAAGGAUGAAAAGGGCAUGCCCGUGACAGCCCGUGUGGUGUUUAUUUUUGGCCCUGACAAGAAACUGAAGCUGUCGAUCCUCUACCCAGCCACCACAGGCAGGAACUUCGAUGAGAUUCUCAGAGUGGUUGACUCCCUCCAGCUGACGGCGACAAAGCGGGUUGCCACCCCAGUUGAUUGGAAGGAAGGAGAUAGUGUGAUGGUCCUUCCCACCAUCCCCGAAGACGAAGCCAAACAACUUUUCCCUAAAGGAGUCUUCACCAAAGAGCUCCCAUCUGGCAAAAAAUACCUCCGUUAUACCCCCCAGCCUUAAGUCUUUGUGGGAGUUGGGUCUGCCACUGCUCUCCCAGCACGGUGUACCUGAGGAGGCCAGCUGACAGUCACGUGUCCUCACAGCAGUUCCGUAGAAACAUCCCAGUGUGAUCACAGCCGAAGUCGUUAGGUCACUAUACUACUGGCUCAUUAAAUGGAAAUGGCACCAAAA
Psammomys obesus (fat sand rat) is the source of this 939-nucleotide messenger RNA. RefSeq names its product peroxiredoxin 6 (gene Prdx6). Gene Ontology annotation, cellular component: mitochondrion; cytosol. Gene Ontology annotation, molecular function: peroxiredoxin activity. The coding region runs from base 94 to 768 and encodes 224 amino acids. Lineage: Eukaryota; Metazoa; Chordata; Mammalia; Rodentia; Muridae. Gene Ontology annotation, biological process: cell redox homeostasis; cellular oxidant detoxification. The record is from RefSeq and is a predicted model, not a curated record. The transcript has 5 exons.